Molecule: messenger RNA, 1023 nt
Organism: Epithele typhae
Lineage: Eukaryota; Fungi; Basidiomycota; Agaricomycetes; Polyporales; Epitheliaceae
Product: Aldo/keto reductase
Exons: 13
Coding region: 1-1023 (340 amino acids)
Source: RefSeq, a predicted model, not a curated record
AUGGCUCCGAAGAUGCAGUAUGUCCGGCUCGGCAACUCGGGUCUCAAAGUGUCGAAGAUCAUUUUGGGAUGCAUGUCCUAUGGCACUCCCAAGUGGCAGGGCUGGAUCUUGCCCGAAGAAGAGGCUAUCCAACACAUCAGAUUCGCGUAUGACAACGGCAUCACGUCGUUCGACACGGCGAAUGCAAGUGCAAUCGGAAAGGUCAUCCUCGGAAACGCGAUCAAAAAGCUCAACCUUCCCCGCGAUGAGCUCGUGAUCAUGACCAAGUUAUACGCACCUGUCCGCAAGAGCUACGACACCAGUUUUCCCGCUGCCGUUCUGCCAGAGGAUGAGGGGAUCAUCAACCAGAGAGGUUUGAGUCGCAAGCACAUCUUCGACUCGGUUCAAGCCAGUUUGAAGCGCCUUCAGCUGGACCACAUCGAUCUUCUGCAGUGCCACCGUUUCGACUACAAUACGCCUAUCGAGGAAACCAUGCAAGCUUUGCACGAUGUCGUGCAGGCUGGUUGGGUGCGAUACGUCGGGAUGAGUUCAUGCUGGGCAUACCAAUUCCACCAAAUGCAAAACUACGCCAUCACGCAUAACCUAACCCCAUUCAUCUCGAUGCAGAACCACUACAGCCUCCUCUAUCGCGAGGAAGAACGCGAGAUGUUCCCCACGCUCAAGAUGUUCGGCGUCGGGUCCAUUCCCUUCUCCCCUCUUGCCCGCGGCGUCCUCACCCACCCCAUGGACGUCAAGACGACGCGCUCAGACACCGACACGUUCCGAGGCAUAUACGACGCCGCCUGGCUCCCGGACGUCGUCGGCCGCGUCGAGGAGAUCGCGAAGAAGAAGAGCGCCAGCAUGGCUCAGAUCGCGCUCGCGUGGACAUUCGCCAAGCCGGGAGUCACGGCGCCGAUCAUCGGGACGACCAGUCUGGCGAAUCUCGAGGACAUCCUCGGGUCCUUGGACGUCAACCUGACUGAGGAGGAGAUCAAGUAUCUCGAAGAGCCGUACAAGCCCAUCGCGACGGUCGGGCAUACUUGA